CGACCGACCGACCAACCCGAUGUGCCGGCUUGCCGGGCCGCAACCUCCUUGAACUCAAGCUGUUUUCCCGACGAUCAUCUUUCACUGGUUAACUUUGUAAAACCCCCGUCCACAAUAUAUAUAGUUUCUGAAGACAUGUCCUUUUCUUCCAGUCUUUCCGCGGAAAGGGCCCUUGACGGUGUUACCUUCAGCCUUCAUAGCCUGUCUGCUUCUAUUUAUUCUCUCCCGGCCUGGGGCCUCACAAAUAUUACGGUCGACGAUACUAACAAUAUGAUCAAAUACAAGGGAAAUUGGGAUGACAGCAGCAGCCAUACCUCCUCGUUGGACUUUGGGGGUAGUCAUACGUUAAGUAGCGACAGCUCAGCUUCCGCUACCUUCACAUUCACUGGUGUUGCUGUAUGUGUUCUGUACCCUCUUUGGCCAUAUCCAGUUAGCGUGAUGGUUACGGUUGACGGAGGGGUCGAGACGAUCCUCAACCUCACGGAUCCCAUUGCUUCACCCACAGCCUCUGGCGGUUCAGAAUCAUCGCAGUCUGAUGUCCGGUGGUGCAUGGCUGGGCUGUCGAACUCGUCGCAUGAAGCUGUUGUCUCAAUGGCGCCCUCAGGUAACUGGGUAGUCGUGGAUGGAUUUAUUUACACUGUCGAUAAUAGCUACGAGUCUGCCACGUCUUCCAUCGCGUCUCAUGCUUCUGCAACAGCAACGGGCAGUAGUGGUGUCAAUAGUAACGGCCCGGAGGUCACUGUGCUGGCUAUUGCCCUCGGCGCUUCAGUCAGUGUCGCCAUCCUGCUGACAGCCGUACUGUUUUUCUUCUUCCGUUGCCGACGGCGCAGAAGCACAUUCAUCUCAGUGACCGACAACUCCAUACCGCUCGAUAAUAUCUCGCUGACACCAUACGUAGCACCUCCACAUCCACAACGCACCACUAAGGAUAUUAGUUCUUGCCACAUAUCCCUGCACCCCCAUUGGAACCGGAACCCCCUACUCCCCCGCCGAAGUUGUACAUGCACUCACUGAGACUGGCCAAUCCUGAUGAGAACACUCCUUUAAAUUGUGACCAUAAUUUGACAUCAUCGGCUGCUGGCGGCGACACAGUUUCGACACCCUCAGAGCAGAGUCAAGCUGGAGAGAAAAUGGCACCUCCACCCUAUAGUGGGAAUUAGGGCUGAUGCUAUAAAGGAUUGGUGCCAGUCACUACACGCAAGACUACGCCUGCCCGUUUUGCUACUCUAUAUCAUGUCCAAGGAUAAUUUGUAGUUGUAGUUGGUUUUCGUGGUCAUGCCUAUAAUCUGUAUCCAUUCAUUUGUACAGACUUAAUUUAGCCAUACCGCACUGCAUUAUAUAUCAGUAUACUCCUCAAUUCGCUUGUAGAACAUCAGGAAGAAAAGUGAU
Molecule: messenger RNA, 1389 nt
Organism: Desarmillaria tabescens
Lineage: Eukaryota; Fungi; Basidiomycota; Agaricomycetes; Agaricales; Physalacriaceae
Exons: 4
Coding region: 136-1014 (292 amino acids)
Source: RefSeq, a predicted model, not a curated record